This is a messenger RNA of Lobosporangium transversale, 1510 nucleotides long. RefSeq names its product WD-repeat region-domain-containing protein. Gene Ontology annotation, cellular component: nucleus; Fanconi anaemia nuclear complex. Gene Ontology annotation, molecular function: ubiquitin protein ligase activity. Bases 24 to 1229 code for a protein of 401 amino acids. The record is from RefSeq and is a predicted model, not a curated record. NCBI's taxonomy places the organism in Eukaryota, Fungi, Mortierellomycota, Mortierellomycetes, Mortierellales, Mortierellaceae. The transcript has 11 exons. Gene Ontology annotation, biological process: interstrand cross-link repair; protein monoubiquitination.
UUACAAUUUAUAGACAUUCAGAAAUGCAGUCAUUCCCAUUAUUACUCGAGUGGAGCACUGAUCCUGUCAUGUAUCAUGGGUUUCUUUCUGUUAUGGAUAGGGAACUUGAGAUCUGGAUAGAACUACCCUAUACUGCUAACAGAAGAACAGAGACAGAUAAUAAUAUUAAAUCUAAAUCGACUACUGGACAGCUCAGGCUUUUUACUGCCAACGUGGGGGUCAUCUUUGGUACAGAUGAGCUGCAAAAGAUCCUUGAAGGGCACGAAGCACAGUUGCAGAAGAAAAUGGACGAGGCUUCUAAUAUGGAAGAGUUUUUAGCAGAGCUGGUCGAUACACUGGAAGCGAUUUUAAGCAGUAAAAAAACAAAUGCGGAACAACAGAGAUCCCUUUCGUAUUGGACGCAUGUCAUUAAGCAACUGGAUGCUUUGGGGUGGGAGAGAGUAACUAACUUGAACAAGGAUCUUUCACAAGCCCAGAUUGAGCUCAGCGAUGCUUCGGGACGCAAACAUCUAUUGACAGUUGAUUUCCCGCCUGGAUAUCCAGCUGUUCCCUUCAAUUUGAAGCCCUUAGAAAUCCCAGAGCAUGAUAUACAGCGACUAUCACAAACACUCACUUCUAAAUCCCUCUCUCUAAAUCAAGAAAACGGACUAUUGGCUGCAGUAGAAUGCGCAGAAAAGCAACUUCGCGAUUUUACAGAUUUCUGGGACGUGAUGCAGGACAUUGACGACAAAACAUGGGUAGUAGAUCCAGAAAAACCAACAAAAGCGGAUUGUAUGAGACGAUGCGUUUUAGGCAACCAUUGCACCAUUCAGAUAGUAAUUGAUCCCACGUCGCCACGAUCUAUGCCUGAAACACGAUUGAUUGGCCCUGCAUCAAGUAUCGAAUCUAUGCGGACCAAAUUGUAUAAAAACGUAUCCUUAUGGGAUAAGAUGAAAUUGCCACGUGAGAACUUGGAGGCGCUGCUUGAGCUUCCUAAUGGCUUUCCAACUCCAGUGACUGCCAGCAAGGAAGAAAUCAAUAUCGAAUGUGGAAUAUGCUACUCAUUUCGGUAUGAGGGUCAGAUACCGGAUCAGCUUUGUAGCAACAUUAAAUGUCAGCAGCCAUUCCAUCGUGCAUGCUUAUAUGAUUGGCUACGGAAUUUGACUACAACACGACAAAGUUUCAAUACCCUCUUUGGUGUAUGCCCUUAUUGCAAUGAGACCAUUACUACAACGGCUCCAAGGGCGUGAAAUCUUACAACAAUAUAAAAUACUGUUCAUUGUAUAAUAUAUCUUCCUUAACUCUAUUGUAUGUUGACAGCUUCAAUUAUUAUUUUCUGGCACUCUGGGCAAACACCGAUGUUAGGUCGUGCUCUGUAAUCAACUUGGCCAAAGCCUCAGCAUUGCCAACAACAUUAGCGGAGAUAAAGACGGUUACGUAGUGUCUGUCAAUAUCAGACAUAAUAUUGUUGUUGGCAGUGACGACCUUGGCUGAGGCUGGGUCAAGAUUGAGGCCGGUUUCCUCCUGUGCU